GCGCUGUGGUUCCACGCAGAGAAUGGAAGCCUGUCUGUUAGCUUCACCUUGACUAGCGGUGGUCAAAGCUUUGCGUUUUCUUCAUGUUCUGAUGAAUUAUUGAAACCGAUCGCUUUAAAUUUAAAGCCGAAUGAGGACCGGAUGGUUUUUCGGUAGAUUCUGCUCGUUUUUCUCGCACUUCUUUGAGAAGCUGCCGAGCUUUGUCGCGAUGAGGAGACUUUUAACCAGAAUUAUCAACAGAGUUCUGCUGGACGCGUCGUUUACCCCGGCGAUGACUGGAGGUGAGGCGGAGAUUCACACAGAGGGACGCAGAAAGCUGGUGGUGGGACUGGGGAACCCGGGGAUGGAGGGUACCAGACACAGUGUGGGGAUGGCGGUCCUCGGAGCGCUCGCCGCCCGGCUCGGUGUGGCCGACCGUUGGCACGGCGACCGCCACGUAUCCGGUGAGGUCAUCCUGUCGGAGGUCCAGCAAACCCGCUUGGUUCUGCUCCGUCCGAGGCUGCUGAUGAACGUCAACGGGGUGUCGGUGGCCAAAGCAGCUGGAAAAUAUGGCAUCAGACCUGAGGACAUCCUGCUGGUCCACGAUGAACUGGACAAACCUUUGGGGAAAAUCGCCAUCAAGCAUGGAGGAAGUGCCAGAGGCCACAACGGAGUGCGCUCUUGUGUCGACUGUCUUCAGACCGAUGUGAUGCUCAGACUCCGGGUCGGGAUCGGCCGGCCGUCGGGGAAGACCUCUGUGGAGCGUCACGUCUUGAGUCGCUUUUCUUCCGAGGAGCAGAAGGUUCUGGAGUCUGUCCUGGUCCAGAGUGUGGACCUGCUCAUCUCCCAGCUCUCACAGCAGGACUCCCCGUCCGCCCCCUCCUCACCAGCAGGGGGCAGAGCAGCAGCAGCAGCAGCACCGCAGAGGAAGCAGAAGGAGGAGAAAGGAGGCCUCCUGUAAGCAGACAGGAAGCGCUGCAGCGGGAGGAGACACGGUUCCAGUGGGAAGAACCAGGAAGUCCAUCAGAGGAGAAACAUCCUCGGCUCAGAUUGAGUCCUACAGUCUUUGUCCAUCUCAUGCUGUUUUUAUGUCAGACGUUUGUUACAGAGAAAUACAUUUUUUCAGCCAUGAUGACCACAAGGUUUCUCUGGUUUAAUAAAUGAUAAAAACAGUAUAAAAA
This is a messenger RNA of Fundulus heteroclitus (mummichog), 1160 nucleotides long. It is a transcript of the gene ptrh1, whose product is annotated as peptidyl-tRNA hydrolase 1 homolog. NCBI's taxonomy places the organism in Eukaryota, Metazoa, Chordata, Actinopteri, Cyprinodontiformes, Fundulidae. The record is from RefSeq and is a predicted model, not a curated record. Gene Ontology annotation, molecular function: peptidyl-tRNA hydrolase activity. The coding region runs from base 131 to 940 and encodes 269 amino acids. The transcript has 6 exons.